Molecule: messenger RNA, 2897 nt
Organism: Marmota monax (woodchuck)
Lineage: Eukaryota; Metazoa; Chordata; Mammalia; Rodentia; Sciuridae
Gene: CUNH1orf35
Product: chromosome unknown C1orf35 homolog
Exons: 7
Coding region: 1630-2421 (263 amino acids)
Source: RefSeq, a predicted model, not a curated record
GCUAACGUGCAUCAAGCAAAGGAGGACACAAAAAAGGCUUGUGCCCGUCCUGGGUCAUCCCAGGUCCUGGUUCUGCUCAUCCUGUCCGUCUUGGGUGCUCUCAGAUCCUGAUCCUGCUCAAGUCUGUACCUGGCUGUUUCAGGUUUCGGUUCUCAUUGUGACUGGUGGCCACUCCUCAAGGUUGCUUAGGCUAAUGGCUUUGGACUAUAGUUGCCCAGCCACAUACCCCCUGUCCCCUCUUGGCCACACUCAGCACACAUACUGUGGUCAAACACUAUAACUGAGUUUCCACAUACACCUGACCUGGCCCCAGAAGUGGGGCCCUCAGGAGUUGCCUACCUUCUUGAGAGUUCUUUCCUGGGAGCCUGCCAGAUGACUUCUCUACACAUUACUAUGGCCCACACUGCUGCCCAGUGCCCACUGCUUCCUGCUUGCCUCCCCUAGACUGCCCAUGCCACAAGCUUCUGCUCCCAUGGGAUCCAUGUAUUCUUCAGAACCAGGACACAAGCUCAAGGUUUAUCCCAGUGCCUCACUUAUUGCCCCUGUAGGUGCUCAGUGCAUACGUAGAGUAAAUCCAUUGGGGCAGGGGGGUGGGGGUGAAGCUGUCUAUUUGCGUUCCUAUCUGAAAGUACCAGGGACUGGGUAAGAAAAACCACAGGACCCUGGGUGUCUGUUUUUCCCUCACUGAACCUGUAGCUGGAGUGGCCCCCCAAACCGUGGCAGAGUAAUUCCCACAAAGGAGUGGCCUCAAAUUUCCCAAGAUAGGGUUGGUUGGGAUUUGUAAGAAAGAAGCGCUAACUGCCAGGGUGAUGGGUCCACAGCAUUUAUUAGGAAACUGGUUAUAGAGGGCUGCAGUUUAUCUUCACAAGGGGCAGCAAGAGGUGGGGAUAGGACUGGGGCUGUAGCUCAGUGGCAGAGUGCUCGCCUAGCACGUGAGAGACUGGGUUCCGUCAGCACCGCAUAAAAAAGUAAAGGCAUGCUGUCCUUCAACUACAAAAAAGCGAGGCAGGAUGUCUGCAACAGGGCUGUGGUGUGCAGUUACACAGGCACGCAGUGUUAGGGGAACUGCUUCAACCAGAGCCGCUUCCUUCGGGGUUUGGGCAACACCCUCAACACUGACGGAACUUUGCGCCUGGGGUCCGUUCGGUUAGGGGCGCCCCCACGCGCCGUGGGCGGGCUUGGGCGCAGUCACCGCCGCCACCGGAGCUCGUGGGACACUCUGGGUCCUAGUGUAGUGUACACAGUGGCUUUCUUGAUGACGGCUGUCGCACAGGCACUGAGUUCGGGUCCGUCCAGCCUCUACACAGGGCGCUCCGGGCCCGGCGGCCGUGAAGGCAGUGCGCAGGCGCGCGAGGCGAGAGGGCAAGAAAACUCGCAAGCGAGCGGAGCGGGAUUGAGGCUGUGCGGAACUCAUGCUCAGUGAACGACGCAGUGGGCAGGCGCGCGUGGCCGAGUGGGCGUGGCGGCGAUUCCGCAAACUGGGACGAGAUUCGUGGUAGGGCGGAGUGGAGACGGCCCGGGUGAUGCAUUGCGCAGGCGCAUGCGGCGGCAGGGGCGUGACGUCACGGCGCGCGUCGGGAUCGGCAGAGUAGUCCGGUCUGGUGUUCUGCUGCCCCUGCGCCAGGCACGAUGUUCGGCUCCAGCCGUGGGGGCGUACGCGGCGGACAGGACCAGUUCAACUGGGAGGACGUGAAGACCGACAAGCAGAGGGAGAACUACUUGGGCAACUCGCUGAUGGCGCCCGUGGGCCGCUGGCAGAAGGGCCGCGACCUCACCUGGUACGCCAAGGAUCGUGCACCGCGCGAAGGACCAAGCCGUGAGGAGGAGCUGGCGGCCGUGCGAGAGGCGGAGCGCGAGGCGCUGCUCGCCGCCCUUGGCUACAAGAACGUGAGGAAACAGCCCACAGGCCUGAGCAAGGAGGACUUCGUGGAGAUCUGCAAGCGGGAGGGAGGCGACCCCGAGGAGAAGGGUGUGGACCGGCUGCUGGGGCUGGGCAGCGCCAGUGGUUCCGCCGGCCGCGUGGCACUGUCCCGGGAGGACAAGGAGGCUGCCAAGCUGGGGCUGUCAGUGUUCACGCAUCACCGCGUGGACAGCAGCAGCCCGGGCACCUGUCCAGCUUCCAAGAGGAGGCCACGCGCGGAGGAGGAGGCUGAGCCGAGCACCGAGAGCCACAAGAAAAGCAAGAAGGAGAAGAAGAAAAAGAAAAAGAAAAAACAUAAGAAACAGAAGAUGAAGAAAGACAAGGAGUCCAAGAAAGAGGCUGAUGCCUCUUCCUCAUCCCCUUCUCCUGUUCGAUCUGGGCGCCAGAGGCAUGAUUCUGACUCCUCUUCCCCUUGCUGCAAGAGGAGGAAGCGGGGACAUAGCAGGGACAGUGGAAGGAACCCAUCCUACAGACGCCAGGACCGAGGCUCUGAUGCUUGAGACUGCAGCUGGGUCAGUGGAGGCCAGAGCCUUGGACCCUGCCCACCACUGUACCUUGUGGGGCAUGAGAGGACGACUGGACCCUAUGUGUUCUGGGUGCCAGCUCGCUCCUCCCACCCUGUUGGCCUGCUGGACCACCCAGGGAAAGGCCUCCUGUCUGGGUUGAGGCAAAGGCUGUGUACUGUGCCUGCUGGGCCAUGUGAGCUGGCUGGCCAACUCAAGAGGAACCUGCUUUGUGGAGACCCUCCAGAUUCCUGUGAAGGGAGUCCGUAGAACUCAGCGGGUUCUGGGACAACCAUCCCUGGUCUUGUCUGCUGCCAGACAAGAUCUGCACCUGUCUAAGAGCCUUUUGCAGACUAGACUCCUGUGUAGCCAUCCAGGACCAUCAGAGGUUUAGCUAAAACCAAGUGUGGUUAUCUCUAUUCCUUUUUGUAUGGACUCACUCUUUGUACUUUAAUAAAUACCUUAAAACAUAA